UGACAGUAGGUUUUAAACUUAGCGCUCGAACACUCCAAAGUUCGUAUCGCUAAAGAUGGAUUUAAAAUUAAUUUAAAAAAUAGUUUGUUUAUAAGAAUAUGUGUCAUGUGAUGUGAUGAGUGAUUGUGUGUUUUGUGGAUUUUUUUAAAGAAAUACAAGAUGGCAGAAAUAAACCUGCAGAGGCGGAAAGCCGCCGCGGUGCUGAGCGAGCCGAGCCCACUGCUGGUACUGUUGGUGAUAUGUUUGAUGCAGUGCUGCGGUGGACAGGUCAUCAACAGAGCGCCGCACUUCAUACCGCAGACUGGGGACAUGUCGCAGUUCACUUUACUAGAGGACACACCUGUCGGGACACCGGUGUACCACUUGAAAGGCAUUGAUCCAGAAAACGGUCAGCUAAGAUACUCAAUAUCCGGUCAGUAUUUCAGCGUCGACUCUCUGACUGGAGUCGUCACGCUGGCGAAAUCGUUGGAUAGAGAAGAACAAUCAUCAUUAGAAGUAAUCAUUAGUAUAACAGAUGAGGGUAUAGCAGAAACGGAACCAAAUACGGUGUCCCUGCGACGUGUGAUCCCCGUCAGAGAUGUGAAUGACAACCCGCCCGUGUUCCACAACCGGCCCUACAUUGUUAACAUUAGCGAGGCUCUACCCGUCGGUAGUGAGAUCGAGGUGUCGCCGCGCAUCUUGGUGACCGACCGCGACGAAGGCGAUAACGCGAAGAUCCAAGUGAGAUGCUCGACCAAAGAGAGGGGCAGCGAUUUCGAGGCGUGCUCCACUUUCAAAAUUGUUACAGAUACGGUGACUGAGAAUCAGUAUCAGGUCCGGAUCUUCCUAGCAAAGCCGCUGGACUUCGAGAGUCGUUCCGCUUACGUCAUAUCACUGGAGGCUGCGGAUGUGUCUGCAAGACCUCUGCGCGCAGUCGCUAGCGUUGCAGCCGCCAUACAAGACGUGCAAGACCAACCUCCAGCCUUCGUUAACGCACCGUAUUCUGCCACAGUACCUGAAAAUACUCCUCCGAACACGAGUAUAAUGGAAAUAAUAGCUAAAGAUGGCGAUACGGCAAACCCACGCCCAGUUUUGUUAACAAUUGAGGGAGACACCCAGAACUACUUUCAACUACUACCUGACAGGCCAAUUGGUCGUGCUACAUUGGUUUCUACAGAUGUUCCUCUUGAUAGAGAAAGUGAUAUUGUCGUGCAAAACGGAGGAGUUUAUAAUUUUUUUGUAAAGGCCACAGAGCUUAUAAAUAACGAAGUGCCUUCAGAUUUUACAGUCAUCCCUGUAACAAUAAUAGUAACUGACGUCGAUGAUCAUAUACCUCAGUUUAACAAACAAUUAUUCGAUAUAUCUAUACCCGAAAAUAUUGAAAACGGUAGCCCAAUACCAGGUUUAUCCGUUUAUGUCGAUGAUAAUGAUUUAGGACAGAACAGUAAAUACGAUUUAAAGCUCCGGGACGUUUUUAAUUCUGAUGGAGUAUUCUCAAUUACGACUGACCACGGUGAAGGAAGAACACCGAUUAGUAUAAAAGUAAAAGAUUCCUCUAAGCUAGAUUACGAUGUAGAUGAUGAGGAAAAGAGACUUUUUAGUUUUGAUAUUGUAGCAUCCGUUGAUGAUGAAGAGCUUUCGGCAGCUAGAGUAAAUAUAAAACUUUUAGACAUGAAUGAUAACGCGCCGGUAUUUGAAGAACCACAUUACAAAUUCAACGUACUCGAAAGUGCACCCAUUGGCUACAAAAUUGGUGAUGUUCAAGCAACUGAUAAGGACUAUGGGAUAUUCGGUGAAAUUCAGUAUUCUUUAACGGGAUUUGGAUCAAAUUUAUUUAAAACCGAUCAGUCUACAGGAGGACUUUAUGUUACUAAUACACUAGAUUAUGAAACCCAAAGAAGUUAUAGUCUAACUCUUGUUGCCAAAGAUGGUGGAGGUAAAGGAACAACUACAAGUAUAUUUAUUGAAGUCUUGGACGCUAACGACAAUGCACCUAUUUUCGAGGCUCCGGAAUAUAGUCGUACUAUAAGAGAUGGUGCUACCAGUUUUGAACCUCAACUUGUUGUACGGGCAACUGACGUAGAUGGACCAACUCAAGGAGGUGGACGUGUCCGUUAUUCUCUUGAAUCAGAUAACAGUAUUUCUCAUAAAGGCCAGGUUUUCGCUAUUGAUGAAGAUACAGGUGAAAUAUAUAUUAUUAAUAAAGUCGAAACUAUGGACACGCCAAGAGGACAAUAUGAACUGGUUGUAAGAGCUACUGACUAUGGUAAGCCACCUUUAUUUAAUGAAACAAAAGUAUACAUACGUGUAGGCGUACCUGGUAAUCAGCGACCAACAUUCAAGGGUAACUAUCAUCACUAUACGUACACAGUUAAUCAAAGAAGUCCAGACAGCAACGAAGAUUUUACAUUUGAUCUUAAUCCGAUGAAUUACAAAGCUAUUAUAAGAGAAGACGCGAAGCCUGGACAGAAUGUUACCAACAUAAUAGCUAAUGAUCCAGAUGGUUUAGAUGAUUUGUUAACAUAUCACAUUGUAUCUGGAUCAAAGGAUAAUUUUGUUAUUAAUGAAAAGACAGGUUUGAUAACAGUUUCCAACGAUGCAAAUCUUGAUCGAGAUGUUAAUCCUGAACGUUAUGAAAUAAUUGUUUCUGCCGUAGACAGUGGAAUUCCAAUUCCUGAAACUGCUACUACUACUGUAUUUAUAACAAUUCAAGAUGUCAAUGAUAAACCACCAAAAUUUAAUGUUACUGAAUCAACUACCUACAUUUCGGAGAGAACGAAAAUUAAUGAUGUUGUUACAAGACUGAUAGCAUACGAUUCAGAUUCAAAUGCGAGACUAAAAUAUAGUUUAAUAGAACCAAUGAAAGCAUUUUCUAAAGCUGGUGUUCAAGUUAAACCAAAUUCACCCUACGAUUAUAAACACAUCUUUAAAGUUAAUGAAGACACUGGAGAAAUUCUAGUAAAUGGUACUCUUGAUUAUAGUCAAGCAUCUGUAGUAAUAUUAUCUAUAAAAGUUACAGAUGCUAAUGCUGAAGUAAACAGGGAAAAUCAAUAUGCCGUAACCGAACACACGAUUUAUAUACAACCUUAUGCUGAUAAAAAUCCACAAUUUACUAAUCCCGGAUGGACUAGUUCUUCUCCAAUAAUACACCACAAAGUCAAAGAAGAUCAACCAAUAGGAAGCACUGUGCUAAUUUUGAUGGCUGAAGAUCCUACUUCAGGCCACAUGGUAUCAAACUUUAAAGUUAUAACUUCUGAAACUGGCCUUUUACAAGUAGAUCCUUUGAGUGGUCAAGUUGUUUUGACUAAAUAUUUGGAUUACGAAGAGCUUACGAAUCCAAAUUUAACAUUAACUGUGCAAGCUACUAGUAACGACGGAAGUAAGCACAGUAAAGCUAAAGUCAUAAUUGAGGUGGUAAACAUAAACGACAAUGCACCACUUUUCAGUAAAGAGUUAUAUAAAGUGAGCGUGCUUGAAUCAAUUAAAUAUCCAGAACCUAUAGUAACAGUACAAGCAAAAGAUGGUGAUGCAGUUUUGACUGAUGAAGAUAAAGCAAAUGGUUUUGCGGAUGUAAGGUACAUAUUAAGAGGAGAAAAUGCAGAAUUACUUGCAAUAGAUAAUGUCACAGGAGUUAUCAAGGUUGCACCUAAUAAGACUUUAGAUCGUGAACGCCAGUCAGUUCUACGCCUCGAAGUAGAAGCAUUUGAUACACCAAAAGGUGGUGCUGAUAGACUCAAAUCAAUCGCAACACUACUUAUAGAUGUUUUGGAUGUUGAUGAUAAUACACCGGCGUUCGACAAAACCGUAUACACAGCUGUAGUACCAGAAAAUGUGGCAGUUGGAAAAAGUGUGAUUAAAUUAUCAGCAACUGACCCUGAUGAAGGUCUGGGAGGAGAAAUCAAGUAUGAAUUCUUAGAUGAAGGCGAAGCUAAUGGCCUAUUCACAAUAGACCCUACAAGCGGAGAAGUGAGAACUCAGCGUGAUCUGACGGGCCGCGGUCGUACCGACCCUUACCGCUUGUUAGUUGGAGCUACAGAUGGUGGUGGUCAUACCGGAGAUGCGUCUCUGUCUCUUUAUAUAGGAGAUGUAAGCGCUAACGAUGGCGUGCCAAGGUUUAUUAGACCGGCACCUGGAGAAUCAUUGAGUGUUAGUGAGAAUGCAACCAUUGGUUCUCCAGUAUUCCAAGUAGUAGCAAGCGAUCCAGAUGAUCCCACGCAACCUUCAGGACAACUUUUCUAUUCUAUUCAACAAAACAAUGCUGAUGCCAAAAAUUUUGCUAUAGAUCCUCACUCAGGUUUGAUAACCACACGCCAAACAUUGGAUCGUGAGCGCAAACCGUCGUACACUUUGGUGCUGCUAGUCACUGACAGAGGCCAACCUCCGCAACAAAGCACACGCAUCGUCACUGUUGAAGUAGCUGAUAUAGAUGACCAUAAGCCACACUUUGCCAGGGGUUUGGAUGAUCCGCCAUUACUUAUAACAACUGACGAGGAAGUACCAAUUGGAAGUGUCAUAGGGACCAUUCAAGCGAUUGACGAAGACAUUGGCGAAAAUGCAGCAAUAGAUUAUGUUAUAACUGCUGGCAAUGAAUUAGACCUGCUCAGGCUUGAACGUACUAAUGAUAGCAAAGCUCUCAUAAUAGCUGCCAUGAGACUAGAUAGAGAAGUAGUAUCGAGACAACUGAUCACUGUGAAAUGUUUCAAAUAUGGUACCAGAGCAAGGAUAAAUAAGUCGUAUAAUCGACUGGACCCAUCAGAGCUACAAGUUGUAAUUAGGAUCUUAGAUAUAGACGAUCAUCUCCCCGAGUUCGAUAACACAAACAUGACAAUUGGAGUGAGAUUAAACGUACCGGUGGAUACAGUCAUAGCUACAGUUAAAGCCAUCGACAAGGAUCCAGAUGCUUUGCCUAUUAAUUACAAAAUCAUUAAUAUGACCUUUGAAUCUCCCAUUAAAUCGAAAUCCUCAAAUAAUAUAACUGAUGUGAUCGUUCUAAAUAACGUGACCGGUGAAAUGAAAAUUAUGAAGAAUUUAAUACAUUAUGCUGAUGGUAUAUUUAGGUUAAUUGCUCGAGCAAACAAUUCUAAUGAAGCGGAUCGAUUCAGUGAUCUUUUAGUAGAGGUCGUAGUGGUUCGAGAACGUGAUCUCUUAAGACUAGUGGUGCCAGGCGGCCGGUCUCGCUUAGCUGCGUUGAAGGAGCGGAUCUCAAACGUUUUGGAAACGAAACGGUUAAGGCUGCAGUUGCAUGAUGCUCCUCACGCGGCUUUCUACGAUAAUGUUGGGCCCUGCUUUCAAUUCCGGAAAAUGGACACCGGGGAGGCGCUGACACCGAAGGCGAUGAAGCAGACAAUACGCACGCUGGGCACGGAGUUCCAGGAGAUACUGGAGACGUAUAACGUGCACAAUAUCACGAGUUGCGGCGCGUCGCGCACCAAGCACACGUCGGCACAGCAUGCGUUGCUGAUACUGGCUGCUGCGUUGCCUGUUGCUGCACUGGUCGCGGCUCUGGUGCUGUGCUGCAUGCACUCCAGUGCAAAACGCCGCAUGCGCUCGUCUCUGCUGGUGAGAGAGGCGGCCGUGGCUCCCACCACUGUCUCCGCCCCCACCAGACUGUAUGCCGAGCCGCUAUACUCCACGUGACGAAACGUAUACAGAACAAACAAUUCGUGUGUGCUCCGACGCGCCAAUCGAGAUCACUAACUCCUAACGGAGAAUCGUCUCAAUACUUUUUUGAGACUUAUUAGUUCAGUGUCCAACAGGCUCUAUACAGAUACUCCACGUGACUAAAACAAACUAUACAUAUAUAGAGCCAAUUAUAAUUGAUUGUGCUAGCUCCAACAUACUCGUACCUACGAAUGGUGAUCACGAUUUCUAAUCUAACAGCAGAGCCUAUAAGGUUUAUAGCUUGGCAAGUUUGUUGAUGACACUUCCAUGAUAUGCGAGCGACGGGGGGAAAGACUGCGCGGGUGUGAAAACGUGCGUGCGGGGACACGAGGUGUUAUUAAUCGUGGGUUUUUCAGUCAUCGUUAAACGCACCCGGCCCGCGCGGACCAUAGGGAGUGUUACGAACGAAUUUACCAAGCUGUAGUUUUUCUUGUCAUAUAAAAUUAUCAUUCAAUUUAGGUGAAGCUAGAACCGCUUUUUACUUUUAGGUAUAAUUUUUUGUUUGCACCCAGAGACACUUUACCGACAGCCAAGAAGUGUAAGCCUGGUCAUGAGACACUUUAUAACAAAAAAGCCUUUGAAGUUUCUGCUGGUUAAAACUAGUUUUGACCGAUUUUGUUAGUCAAAAUUAAUUUUGAAUAGUUAAAAGUAGAUUGCAACCAUAGUCCAUAAAAGUAUUUCAUUUUAUCUUGCCAACCUACUAAUAUUCUAUUAAAUUGCCUACUUACAGAUUAACUUGAGAUUUCGCGACCAUUUUAAACUAUGUAGGUAUGUCUGAUUAAUUUAAAUUUAAUUUAUUUAUACAGCGUAGAUUUUUCAACUGAAGAGCAACGUUCAUUGAUUAAUGUGGGUAUUGGUCCAAGAGCUGGUCGAGAUUUUGGGUAAAUAUGUACGUACGUAUUAGAGGCAAGCUGUAGGUACGUAUCCAAAAAUAUUUACCAGCUCUCGGAAUAAUUAAACUUUGGCAUGAUUAGAUUUCAUUUAAUUUAAUGAAUUAUUAAUUUAAGUACAUACUAACUAUUGAAAUGCAUUACUAUUACUUAUUAAAAUUAAUAAUAUUUUUUAUCAAUCAAACAAUGUAGUCGCGCUAUGUAGAUAGGUAUUUUAAGAUCAUUAAUAAAUUAAUACGUCGCAAAUUUAUUAUGUAAAAAUAGAAAAUACUCGAAUUUUUUAUAUUUUCAGUUAAAAUUUAUUUAAUAUAUUUAGAUUUAAUAGCUAUAUGUAUAUAUUCCGUCCAAAGGCCAUCAUUAUUUUUCAAGUUAGGUAUACUAGAAAUAAUAAAAAUAAACUAAUUGAUCCGACGGACAUUGAAGGUCCCGUGUAGAAUUUGUAAUCAAAUAAAAUUAUUCUAGAUUGAAGGCCGUUAAAAUAGUAUUUAUUUAUUUGUAUAUUGUUACCGAAAACGCAAGGCGUCGCAGUCAUAGAGGCCUUGUAACACGAAAAAAAAAAAUUUAAUACAUUUUUUUCGUCGCGUUCCCUAAAAGGCGCGACUACGAGUAGGUACUUGGAUGCCGUUAAAGUAACUAGUAGACUUAUUGCUGCCAGUAAUCCCACGAAUGAAUACUUAGACAACGAGACUGUACUAUAGUUUUAACUUUUGGCCAUGCUUUUUGUCAAAACUUAAGUUUAAGCGAUAGUACCUUUUAUGUAAGUAAUACUACAAACAGUCAUAAGAAAGCCAUGACUCACGCAUAAGUAUUUUAAAUAUUAUUAACCUAAACCAUUAAAGAGAUAUUAAAAAUUCGAUCAGCAUUGACUACAUAGGCUAAAUAUGAAAGUUCAAAACCACAAGAACGGGUGAAAUCACCGCGAGUCCGCUCGUAGGCCAUAAUAUUUUUCAAAACAAGCAAGAAGGAAGUAUUCGGAAAAAUCUCGGUGUAAGAAUGCAAUCGCUAAUAUAUAUUUUUGUAGGUUCUAAAGAAAAGUAUUGAAAAUGUUUUCUACAGAACCCUGACUACAUAAAAUGGGAGUCAAACAAACCGUAGCGAAUUUAUAGUUUUUUUUAAAAGCCUUUACGAUGAUGCCAAAACAAGGAAGGUUGCAUAAUUAAGAAUGAAAAUGUGUGUUUUGACGGACCGAUUCAAUGUUAAAAUGUACAAAAUAAUAAUGUAUUCGGUGACCAUAAUGUAGUGUGAUAAUAAAAUAAAAAUUAAUUCUAAGUCACAAUUUUUUAUAUUUUUAAUUUUAUUUUGCUAUUCGUUAAGAUACUUUGGAUUAUUUAAAAUGUGAAUAAAUUAAUGGUGUUUUA
Molecule: messenger RNA, 7888 nt
Organism: Bicyclus anynana (squinting bush brown)
Lineage: Eukaryota; Metazoa; Arthropoda; Insecta; Lepidoptera; Nymphalidae
Gene: Cad74A
Product: cadherin-87A
Exons: 24
Coding region: 160-5616 (1818 amino acids)
Biological process (GO): homophilic cell-cell adhesion
Cellular component (GO): plasma membrane
Molecular function (GO): calcium ion binding
Source: RefSeq, a predicted model, not a curated record